Molecule: messenger RNA, 3786 nt
Organism: Cloeon dipterum
Lineage: Eukaryota; Metazoa; Arthropoda; Insecta; Ephemeroptera; Baetidae
Product: peroxidase-like
Exons: 9
Coding region: 761-3724 (987 amino acids)
Biological process (GO): response to oxidative stress
Molecular function (GO): heme binding; peroxidase activity
Source: RefSeq, a predicted model, not a curated record
AAAAAAGAUUUUGAUUUGCCAAAUUUCUGACUUUUAUGUUAAAAUAAUUUGCAUUUGGAAAAGAAAACUUUUGACUACGUGUUGUUGAGGAAUUGAUGUUCACAAACCAUAAACAUAUUCUAUUCCUAUAGGAUCUCUUAAAAAUAAACCGUUAUUACGUUAUUAUUAAUUUUGCAUCCUUUUGUUCUGCUGCUAUUGUGGGUUGGGGUCAAACCUUAUUUAUCUGGUACUUUCUAAACGCUCUGCCCCAAGUGAAUUGGCGACAGCCGAAAAGGUUGCUAUUUUCCUCAUAUUUGUGAGUCAUGUUUUAUUUAAAUGAUUCUUUGUGAGACCUUUUCAUUAUGUCGCGUUCUUGUCUGUGAAUAGUCCAUGACCACGGUUUCGCGAAAUUCGUUAUUUAGUCAGAGGAAAUUUGAAUAAUUUGAGAAUAGCAGAAGUAAUUAAGCAGUCAUUAAAGCAGCACUCGGAUAAUGAGGCGAGUAAACAGAGCGCGACCGCGAGAUGCAAUUUUGAAAAUCCCAUUCUUCCAGCUCUCCUACAACAACGAGCCAUUACAGUUAGCUCUCCUUGCUUUUUCCGAAAUUACUCAUCCCAUCGUCGCUAGGCAAGCCGGCUGGCGGCUUACGGUACACACUCGGUGAUGUUUACCAUAAUGCGUGACUCUUGAGAUGCAAUCUUUCCCCAAUAUAAUCGUUAAACUCGAGCUUAAUCCUGGCGCGACGGGUGUCGUUGCCUCCGCCUUCCGUCAUUUCGCUUCCUGAUGCCACUACGGUUGCUACUGUUGCUGUGGCUGACGGGGCCGGCGUGCGCCCUUAGCCUGCCCCCCUUCCUCAGCCGCCUCUUUGACUUCUCCCAAGGACACGAGGCGAGGUCCGACACCCAGCCGGUCACCCCCAACUCGUACUUGACCUCGACAGCCCCCACCCCCGAGCCUGCCGAGGUGGAGCGCGAAUGGGUGCCGCUGGCGCCCAUUCCGCCCUCCGCUCCGACCUCAACCCCCUGGGUCGCCGAGAUCACCACUCCAACCACUGCGGAAUUGGCCUCAGACCCGACCUGGCUACCCGUCCCAAGCCUCCCCGCCAACGUCUCGUCAGGGUUUGACGCCCAAGCCCGUCUGCCGCAACGUGACGACCCCAUAGAGGCCGAGGAGGACCCUUUUUACGCAGAAUGGCAACUUGUGCCGAUCCAGGAAGUGACCAACGCUCCCUGGGCCGCGCAGGUCAUCCCUAAGUUCGCCCCUAGUCGGCCGUUCCCCCCGAAAUCCCCUCCUAGAGACUGGUUGAACACUCCAGAUGAAGUGCGGCCUGAGCCAGAACCCCAACCCUUUCCAGGACUCGUGCCGCAAGCAGAGCCCGCGCCAUUCAACCCGGUUUCGAGUGUGAUUGUUAAAGAGGCUUCCGACUUUGGGGUGGAGCGGAUGCUGCAGCUGUACAACAUCACUGAGCCGCGCUUGUACAGCGAUGGAAUGUACCUACCAAAAAAAAGUCCUGGGGCACUGGUGGCCUCGUUCAACUGGCAGUCGAGCAAAGCUGCGCCGCUGGCAAGAUACGCCCACGCGACCCUGCACGCCUCACAGCACCUCAGGGCGUCGAUCUUCAGGUUUAACGUAAAACAAGCCAGUCCAGCGACCACCUUGCUGCGCGAGUGCCCCCUUCGGAAGACGGAUUUUCCUUGUUCCCGCACCCCGCAACGCUUUCGCUCUGCCGACGGCAGGUGCAACAACGCGCGCUUUCCCAACCGGGGGUCCCCGUUCACCCCUUACCGGCGUCUGUUGGCCGCCGCCUACAACGAUGGUAUCCAGGAAGUGCGGCGCUCGGUAACCGGCGCCGAACUGCCGAGUGCUCGCACCAUCAGCAUGGCGGUGCUGCGUGACCCCCAGAACAAGCAGGUCGUGGACUCGGACAGCAAGGUGUCGCACCUGCUGAUGCAGUGGGGCCAGUUCCUAGACCACGACAUGGUGGCCACGCCGCAGAGUCACGGCUUCAACGGCUCGGUGCCGCAGUGCUGCAAGGCCGACAAUUCUGGUGAACUGCACCCAUCGCAGCGGCACCCCGAGUGUUACCCCAUUCCGGUUGACCCCAACGACUCACAUUACUCCAGGAGAGGCGUGCGCUGCUUGCAUUUUGUGAGGUCGGCUCCUGCACCUAAGGAGGAUUGCGGCUUUGGUUGGAGAGAGCAGGCGAACGCUGUCACUUCUUACUUGGACGGAUCCACUAUUUACGGGAGUUCAGAGGAUCGACAAUUGGAACUGCGUCUUUUCCACCAAGGUCAACUGAACACAAUGCCUGGCAAAAAGAGCAAGCCACUUUUGCCUCCCGCCCCACCUGAUGAGCAAUCUGUGUGCCGCUCCUCAAAGCGUCAUCCUUGCCUCAAAGCCGGUGACCUGAGAGCUAAUGAGCAACCUGGCCUGACUUCUCUCCACAUCCUCUUUUUACGGGAACACAACCGCAUUGCCAGUCUUCUGCAUGAACUGAAUCCAGGUUGGAGCGAUGAACAACUCUUUCAAGAGACGCGAAAAAUUGUGAUAGCAGAAAUUCAGCAUAUAACCCUGAAAGAAUUUUUGCCACUGGUGCUAGGUCCUGAUGUUUACAAAGUAUUUGAGUUCAACGCAUCCCAUCCAGGGUACGAUGAGAAUAUGGAUCCAACCAUACCAAAUGCAUUUGCUGCAGCAGCCUACAGAUUUGGUCAUUCUUUGGUGCAAGACAAGUUAUGGCGCUGCAACGCACUGCAUCAGAGACUGCAACACAACAAAACUUUGCACCAGGAAAUGGCUCAGCCUGGAGUCGUAAUGGCUGCUAACACUCCUGAGAGAUUGAUAAUUGGCAUGAGCCGACAAUUAGCUCGAAACGCGGACCACACUAUCAGUCGAGAGCUCACAGAUCAUUUGUUUGAGACGCCUGAAUUCAAUCCUGGCCUUGACUUGGCUGCAAUGAACAUUCAGAGAGGUCGGGAUCAUGGCUUGCAGUCGUAUAACAGCUGGCGAGAACCAUGUGGCUUGCGGAGGAUUGAUAAAUGGGAGGACCUCACAUACGUUAUGUCUCAAAGACACGCAGCCCUGCUGCCUCAAUUGUACAACCAUGUUGAUGACAUUGAUCUCUUUGUUGGUGGGAUGGGAGAAAAGGCAGUUCCUGGAGGCUUGGUUGGACCAACUUUUGCCUGCAUCAUUGGGCAGACGUUUGCAGAUCUGCGAGUGGGAGACCGCAUGUGGUAUGAAGCAGAAAAUGAAAUGAGCUCUUUCACACCCAAGCAGCUGAAUGAAAUCAAGAAAUCAAAUUUAGCGAGGAUUAUGUGCGAAAACCUGGAAGGGCUACUCACAGUCACUAGAUUUCCUAUGAGUGCCCACAGCGUUCUCAACAAUUCCUAUGUACAGUGUAGUAACAAGAAGAAGAUAAAAGAGCUGAAUUUGUCUCUUUGGAAAGAAAUCAUCCCCAGUGACGAUUCACCGAUUGUUGUGCAAAAACCAAGGCCAAUGGCUGCUAAACCUAAACCACAGAAACAGCCAAGCUGGACCCAAAUGCUUAUCAACAGGUUUAGGCCAAAUAGAAACAGACCAAAACGGCCCAACAGGAACAGGCCAAAACGUCCGAACAGCAAAUUGAAGGAAGGAGGGGAAGAUGACUUCUUGGAAGGUUUUGCAGUUGAAACUUACGUUUUGCGGUCAAGACAAUUUGAGAAAGAUGAUCCUUGGCCUGUUGUUGAAAUUCCUAAGCCAAACUUCAGAUAAUAUAAAAUUGAAUGUAAAUAUUUAUUCAAAUGUAAUUUAAUAAACCUUAAUUUAAUAAUUAA